Molecule: messenger RNA, 3267 nt
Organism: Patiria miniata (bat star)
Lineage: Eukaryota; Metazoa; Echinodermata; Asteroidea; Valvatida; Asterinidae
Product: vacuolar protein sorting-associated protein 4B-like
Exons: 12
Coding region: 154-1485 (443 amino acids)
Biological process (GO): vacuole organization; endosomal transport
Molecular function (GO): ATP hydrolysis activity; ATP binding
Source: RefSeq, a predicted model, not a curated record
CCAUUUUACUCAUCUUGCAUUGCAGUUCUUUCAACGCUGAGCGAUAUUUUUGGGCUAUAUUUAUCUAUUUAAGCGGAUGUGAAAGACCACGUUCCUUUCGAUUGUGGUAGUUGACAAGUUUCUUUCCAAUUGUAGAAGCAAGAGUCCAGAAACAUGUCCUCAGGUGGAACAUUACAGAAAGCCAUUGACAUCGUAACCAAGGCAACAGAGGAAGACAAAAACGGCAACUACGAGGAAGCUCUGAAGCUGUACACACAUGGAGUAGAGUACUUCAUUCAUGCCAAUAAGUAUGAGGCUCAUGGAGAUAAAGCCAAACAGAGCAUCCGAGACAAGUGUACCCAAUAUCUAGAACGAGCCGAGCAACUCAAGAAUUACAUCGAGAAGAAGAAGGACAGGAAGAAGCCCGUCAAGUCCAAGGAAGGAGGCAGCUCGUCCAAGAAAGGAAAAGGCAAUAACAGCGACAGUGACAGCGAUGAUAAUCCUGAAACCAAGAAGAUGCAUGCCCAACUGCAAAGUGCAAUUGUAAUGGAGAAACCCAACAUUAUGUGGAAUGAUGUUGCAGGUCUUGAAGGAGCAAAAGACGCCCUGAAGGAAGCCGUCAUUCUACCCAUCAAGUUUCCUCAUCUCUUCACCGGCAAACGACAGGCGUGGAGGGGAAUUCUACUCUACGGGCCCCCAGGUACAGGCAAAUCCUACCUAGCCAAAGCAGUAGCAACAGAGGCCAACAACUCAACCUUCUUGUCUGUCUCUUCCUCGGAUCUUGUCUCUAAGUGGCUCGGCGAGAGUGAAAAGUUAGUGAAGACCCUUUUCUCCCUAGCGAGAGAAAACAGGCCCUCCAUCAUCUUCAUUGAUGAGGUGGACUCACUCUGCGGCUCAAGAAGUGAGAACGAGAGCGAGUCAGCCAGACGAAUCAAGACCGAGUUCCUGGUCAACAUGCAAGGUGUGGGUGUUGAUAACGACCAGGUCUUAGUGCUAGGAGCAACCAACAUCCCAUGGACCUUAGAUGCUGCUAUCAGAAGAAGAUUUGAGAGGAGGAUCUACAUUCCGCUGCCCGAGGAGCAGGCACGUACCACCAUGUUCAAGCUGCACAUGGGUAAGACGCCUUGUGAUCUAACCGAAGCUGACUACAAGUACCUAGGGGAGCUGAGUUCGGGAUACUCAGGGGCUGACAUCAGCAUUGUCGUCAGGAAUGCACUCAUGGAACCUGUGCGUAAAGUCCAGACCGCUACUCAUUUCAUGAAGAUAUCUGGUCCUUCCCCUGUGGACCCCAGUGUCAUAGUUCAUGACCUGUUGACCCCAUGCUCCCCGGGUCACCCCCAGGCCUUCGAGAUGACCUGGCUGAAUGUCCCUGGCGAAAAGCUAGCCGAGCCAAAGAUCACAGUGAAAGACCUGCAGAAGUCGCUAGAUCACAUCAAGCCAUCCGUCAACGUAGAUGACCUGGGCAAAUACGUCAAAUUCACUGAGGAUUUCGGCCAGGAAGGUUGACCCAAGAAGUUAACAGCAUUGAUCAAAACUGUUGGAUGUCACAGUAACGGGAGCAACGAGAGGUUUGUGUAAAUAUGUACAUGUUGGACAGUACAGACAUAAAGAAAACAAGAAAAAAGUGAACUGAACGAAGAGAAGUAUUGGAAGAUUCGAUGUUCCAAAACUUUUCUCUUUGUUGGUAACUUUUAUUAUCUUGAAAGACCCACCAUGUCCUUAAUGAUUGUGUCAAAUAAUAUGUCAUUUUGGUACAUCAGUGGUACAAUUAUAGAUGCACGGCAGAUGUUUUAUGGCAAGCAAAAUGUCGUGCCUGGUUAUAUUAUGAAAUAUUUUUUCUAAAUUUGCAAAAUUCGACCACCUUUCAAAAAACUUCAUGGCGCCUCAGAACUUUCUUCAAUUACAAACCUCAAAUGACACGUUGCUUACUAUGCAUUCACCAUGCAGCAAUUCCCUUAAAUUGUGAAGCUUUUCUUGCUCAAAUUGUGAUUUUUUUUUGCAGCAGGUUUGCCAAUAACACAAAAUGAAUCAACUUUUUUGGACCAAGGUGGUGCCGUUUUCAAAAAAUCUUUUUUACCACAAAUGUGCUCUUUUUCGCGGAACCCUUAUAUUUAAGUAUCAGAUGAAAAGAAAUUAGACGCAGUUAUUUAUUUCUAACAACACACUUCCUGACAAAGCCUUUUUUGUUAUAUUUGUAGAAUGGAACAGUAGUAAAUAAUACUUAGAUUAGCUCUAAAAGCAGUUAAAAAAAAAAAAUGGGAAUUUAUCGAGAACAAAAUGAGGAAGUGUUUUCAGAACAGGAUUUCAAUUGUGUUGAUGUGCCUCUGGGUUUCUGCAAGGGCUAUACAGUUUGUGUAUAAAUAGGAGGGGGGGGGGCAGGGGGCUUACUUCUUGUACACUAUUCUUUCCGCAAACUCACCCUCACUUACUUCGAAGCUACAUUUCUAAGUGUACAGUUUAUGAAAUAUUGCUUUUACCUUAAUAUCAUGGUAAAAUUUGCUGGGUAUUAAAGCUGCGUUUCACGUGAUUCUGCAGCAGACCUUUAAUUUGUGAUUUUCCCAAAAUCAUGAAAUGUGAUCAAGUAGUUGUGCUUUAAUUUUUAUUUAUAACAAAAUAAUGGUCGCACAAAAUGGGUUUUUUUUAAUACUUUUUGUUUUGUUUACACAGAUUUUUGUUUGACAAAAUAUACCUUCACAUAGAUUGAGGUACUUUGGCAGUUAUUUAUCCAUUCCGGCUGGUCUUAAGGCAGUUACCUGAUGUUGUGGGUUGAAAUUGUUGAGACAAUUUCAUGUUCUAAACAACUAACUCGUAGACUUUUGUAGGAAUGCGUUUUAUUCUUUAUUGAAUUACUUGAUCCAUAACUGAAGUUUACAGACUUGCAUUCACAAUCCUAAUUGAAAAUCUUAGCUACACUAAAACAGUACUUCAGAAUUCUAGUUAUCGGCCGUGUUCUACGAAACUGAAACUAAAAAAAAUAUAUCUAAUGCUAGCCAGCAAUUUUUUUUUUAAAGAAUUCUGGCCCAGAAAACUGUUCAUUUAAUAUCUAGGCUUUUUCCCAGAGAGCCAUGAAGCAAGAUAAUACUUAAGCAACUAUCAUAUAAUGAUAAAAAAUGAGGCAAACCAUAUUUAGUAUAUUAUUAUAACCAAAUAAAAUUCGUAGAUUUGUUCAUUUACUGAGAUAUUUUCUUCAACGUAAUUUGUACCAUACAAUUUAAAUUAAGUGCUUCAUAUCUUGUGUAAAAAAAUACAUGUCAAAUAUUAAUAAAAAUAACUUGUUCAAUAAAAACA